Molecule: messenger RNA, 1603 nt
Organism: Myiozetetes cayanensis
Lineage: Eukaryota; Metazoa; Chordata; Aves; Passeriformes; Tyrannidae
Gene: DSN1
Product: DSN1 component of MIS12 kinetochore complex
Exons: 11
Coding region: 18-1118 (366 amino acids)
Biological process (GO): cell division; mitotic sister chromatid segregation
Cellular component (GO): MIS12/MIND type complex
Source: RefSeq, a predicted model, not a curated record
GGUGCCGCGUUCCCGCCAUGGCGGAGCCAUCGGAGGCGGCGGCGGGACCCACUCCGGCCGCCCCUCCGUCCCCGCGGGCCCCGGGCGGGCUGGACGGGGAGCGUUGCCCCGGCGGAGCCCGCCCAGAGCCCGGAGGGGCUGCAGGAGAUCCCGAGCCUGGAGCGCAGGAGGCGGGUGCUGAGCCCUUCCUGAAACCACCGGCCGCCAGAACCCCUGGAGCAUCCAUCAGGAAAAGGCGCCUGGGCACCCCCAAGCCGAGGCUGAGCCCCCUCAGGAGCAGCCCCCGGAGAAGGGGGAGCAGCCCCAGGCAGGAGCAGAGCCCGAACUCCUUCAGCUUGUCCCCCCUCGUGGCCACCCCCCAGGGCAAGCGGCGCUCCUGGUGCCGCUCCAGCCUCAAGGGCAGCAAGCGCCGCAAAUCCCUGCCCCCCGUCCACAGGGACAUCGCUGAGCUAAGCAAAUCCAUCAGCCUGGACCUGCCCGAGAGCGAGCGUCUCUCCACGCUGAUCCUCUCCUGUUUCCAGUUCACUGCCCAGAAGCUCGAGCAGGCCCUGAAGCGCAGGAAGGGAUUCAGCCCUCAGGCUUUUGCUGCCAAGGUGCAGUCGGUGUCGGCGGAGCUGGAGCGGUUGGUGCAGAGGCUGAGCCAGGAUGGGACACUCAGGGACUGUGUGGAGGAUCCCAAGGGGGGUUCCCUGCACUCGGCUCUGGAUGAAUCCGUGGCCCAGGUGAAGCAGCACAUGGCCAGGUUCUCAGCCGAGCGCCAGGCCUGGGACCAACUCCUGCAGCAGCACCAGGACAGCGCCCAGGAGGCUGCCAGGCUCCUGGAAUCCCUCCGUGCCCACCCCCGCGGGCCCCCCCCGGCCGUGCCCAGCUCUCAGAGCGCCGUGCUGGGCUCCAAACCCGACUACUCCCGCCUGCUGCAGGACCAGGGCCCCGCUCUGCACUGCCUGGAGCUCGUGCUGGACGAGCUGUGCCAGGCUGGGGGGCUCCUGACGGCCUUCAGCGAGGAGAGCCAGUGCUGCCUGCGGGGCGUCUCGGAGCGCCUCGGCUCCAGGACCUUCCGGCAGCUGGAGAGCUCGCCGCUGUGCAGGCUGCUGGCCGCCCCGCCGCCGGAGGGCUGAGGGACCGCGGGGGUCGCUCUGUGGGUGCUGCCGGGAAUAAAAACUGGGGGGACCCCGAAGCCCCCCCGGUGUCCCCCCGGUUCUUCGAGCUCCCGCGCUUCCGGGUCUGUAAGUCGUCCUCUCGUUAUUGGUCCGCGCGGGUGUCACUCAUCGCCCUCGGCCAAUCACGGGCCGGUCCGGCGGUGAGAGGGGUGGGGUUAAAGCCGGAGGAAUGAGGAACCCCCUCCGCGGUGUUUGGAGUUCCCGUUUUUUUUGGGUUGUUCGCUUCUUAUUGGUCCGCCCGAGUGUCACUCAACGCCUUCAGCCAAUCCCAGCCCGCCCAGAGGCGGGAGGGGCGGGGUCCCGGCGCUCUGGGGGGACGCGCCGCGAUGGCGGCGGCGGAGGGUCUGUCUUCACCGGUGUGAGCUGGACCGCCGCCCCCACCACCGGAGGGGUGGUGGACCGUGGGGGUCUCGCUGUGGGUGCUGCCGGCAAUAAAGUUGAGA